GUAAAGAGCGCGUGAGCCGGGGACCAGGGCUUACGCGCCGGCGAGGCGAACCCCGCGCUCUCGGCAGGGGAACUUCCUCCCGCGCCAGGCUGGAGCUCCGCGCUGGCGGGAGAAAAAAGGAAACAGCAAAAUAUUUAUGGAUAUAUCUGAAUCCAGAGCCCAAAUGAACUUCAAGAAAUGAGUAUGGGAUUCUUGGUUUUUCAAGAUCUAUACACAUCCAACGCUUAAUUGCCACAGAUCCAGUGCCCAGACUUUCUCUGGUUUUGUGAAGACCAAGCAAAACUCUGAUGAUGGAAAAAAAAAGGACUUAAUUACUUACAUAUCAUCUAACAUCAACUGAAAAGUGAACAAGGUGGUGGUACAGUCAUGGAAAGAAAUUCAAGUUUAUGGAAGAACCUAGUUGAUGAGCACCCAAUCUGCACAAGCUGGAAACAAGAAGCCGAAGGGGCAAUUUAUCAUCUUGCCAGUAUUUUAUUUGUAGUAGGUUUCAUGGGUGGAAGUGGAUUCUUUGGGCUUCUCUAUGUCUUCAGUUUGCUAGGACUGGGCUUUCUCUGCUCUGCUGUGUGGGCUUGGGUAGAUGUCUGUGCAGCUGACAUAUUUUCCUGGAAUUUUGUACUGUUUAUCGUCUGUUUCAUGCAGUUUGUUCAUAUUGCAUAUCAAGUUCACAGCAUAACCUUUGCAAGAGAAUUCCAGGUGUUGUACAGUUCCAUUUUCCAGCCUCUGGGGAUCACUUUGUCUGUCUUCAGAACAAUUGCCUUGAGCUCUGAAGUGCUUACAUUGGAAAAGGAGCACUGCUAUGCUAUGCAGGGGAAAACCUCCAUUGAUAAACUCUCUCUGCUUGUUUCAGGAAGGAUCAGAGUGACAGUUGAUGGAGAAUUUCUGCAUUACAUUUUCCCCUUUCAGUUCCUGGAUUCUCCCGAAUGGGAUUCACUGAGACCCACAGAGGAAGGCAUUUUUCAGGUAACCCUCACAGCAGAAACUGAUUGUCGAUAUGUUUCUUGGAGGAGAAAGAAAUUAUAUUUGCUCUUUGCUCAGCAUCGUUACAUCUCUCGCCUGUUUUCCAUUUUAAUUGGCAAUGACAUUGCAGAUAAACUAUAUGCUUUGAAUGAUAGAGUAUAUAUAGGAAAAAGAUACCACUACGAUAUUCGGUUACCCAACUUUUAUCAAAUGUCAAGUCCAGAAAUACCCAGAUCACCCCUAACAGAAUCUUUUUGGAAUUCCAGACAAUAUUGUGAUAAAUGACAUCAGAGUCUGAUGUUUUAUAAUUAUAAAAAAGACUCUCUUCAUCAUUCCCCAAAUGAAAUAGCAAAAUAUAGAAAAUUGAGCUCACGAAUAUUUUUAUAACUCAAACUCAGAGGCUAGAUGCCAGUGCCAGCUGUUUUAUUCAUCUCAACUUCUACAUUGUGAAUAAAUUUUUCACAGUUUUCUUGUAUUUCUUAUUCUUAUAACUGGGGGGGGGGAGGUGUUAGUAACUAUGGGAAGUUUACCUUUUUUGCAUCAGAAGUAGGAGAAUGAAAUUUUGUAUUCUCAGAUAUUUUAUCAGAUUUAUUCAAAUCUAUUGUUGUGCCCUCUCAAGUUAAGCUUUGUUUCCCAAGAAUCAGCCAGCAAGUGCUGAGUAUGGGUUGCUAUAGUCUACAAUGGCAUUUCCAGAAUUCGCUGUAUUGCUGUAACCUCUGAUGAAAGAUAGAUGUAUUGUUGUGGUGGGCAGCAAUUAUUUAUUUUUAAAUGUGAAGUUAUUUUAAAUGACCAAAAAGUAGAAUAAA
Choloepus didactylus (southern two-toed sloth) is the source of this 1763-nucleotide messenger RNA. RefSeq names its product popeye domain containing 3 (gene POPDC3). Gene Ontology annotation, cellular component: sarcolemma. The transcript has 4 exons. Bases 367 to 1242 code for a protein of 291 amino acids. Gene Ontology annotation, molecular function: cAMP binding. The record is from RefSeq and is a predicted model, not a curated record. NCBI's taxonomy places the organism in Eukaryota, Metazoa, Chordata, Mammalia, Pilosa, Megalonychidae.